AUGUCUGACGUGGAAGAAGAGGUGGUGGAGGAGUAUGAGGAGUCAGAGGAGGAAGCUGUGGAAGAGGAAGACUGGCAAGAGGACGAAGACGAGCAGGACGAGGCAGCAGAAGAGGAGGCUGAAGAUGGGACUGGGGCUGAGGAUGAGACCAAGGCCGAAGAAGAUGGACUAGAAGAGGAAGCCAGAGAGGCUGAAGAUGGCCCAGUGGAGGAGUCCAAACCCAAGCCCAGGCUGUUCAUGCCCAACUUGGUGCCACCCAAGAUCCCUGAUGGAGAGAGAGUGGAUUUUGAUGACAUCCACCGGAAGCGCAUGGAGAAGGACCUGAAUGAGCUGCAGACGCUGAUCGAGGCUCACUUUGAGAACAGGAAGAAGGAGGAGGAGGAACUGGUUUCUCUCAAAGACAGGAUCGAGAAGCGCCGAGCUGAGCGGGCUGAGCAGCAGCGCAUCCGUAAUGAGCGGGAGAAGGAACGGCAGACCCGCCUGGCUGAGGAGAGGGCCCGGCGAGAGGAGGAGGAGAACAGGAGGAAGGCCGAGGACGAGGCCCGGAAGAAGAAGGCUUUGUCUAACAUGAUGCAUUUUGGAGGCUACAUCCAGAAGCAAGCCCAGACCGAGCGGAAGACUGGGAAGAGGCAGACUGAACGUGAGAAAAAGAAAAAGAUUCUGGCCGAGAGGAGGAAGGUGCUGGCCAUCGACCACCUGAAUGAAGAUCAACUGAGGGAGAAAGCCAAGGAACUGUGGCAGAGCAUCUAUAACCUGGAGGCAGAGAAGUUCGACCUGCAGGAGAAGUUCAAGCAGCAGAAAUAUGAAAUCAAUGUCCUUCGAAACAGGAUCAAUGACAACCAGAAAGUCUCCAAGACCCGCGGGAAGGCCAAGGUCACUGGGCGCUGGAAGUAG
This is a messenger RNA of Marmota flaviventris (yellow-bellied marmot), 894 nucleotides long. RefSeq names its product troponin T2, cardiac type (gene Tnnt2). The record is from RefSeq and is a predicted model, not a curated record. Gene Ontology annotation, cellular component: troponin complex. Gene Ontology annotation, biological process: cardiac muscle contraction; sarcomere organization; regulation of muscle contraction. Gene Ontology annotation, molecular function: tropomyosin binding; troponin C binding; troponin I binding. Lineage: Eukaryota; Metazoa; Chordata; Mammalia; Rodentia; Sciuridae.